UUCCGCUGUUCCGGCCAGCAGCUGCGACUGUCAGCUGUUCAAUAUGGAACGAUAGCAAAGUGCAGUCACUUGUAGGAGUCGGCCGUUGUCAGACGCACGUAAGCCAGGAGUCAAGCCCAGCGUCCGAGCCCCAGCCAGGCCAGCGAAUUAGCGGGGGAGCCGUGUCCCUCUCUCGUUAGCAGCGGCGCCCAGGAACGCGGGACGGACGGGGGUGGACGGUGCGCGACAGCGAGGGGGAGAAGAGGUAGAGCGAGGUGCGCGAGGUACCCGCGCUGCGCGAGAGAGUCCUCCGCUCCGCGGGCGAGAGACAGCUUUUUCGGGAGCGCGUUUCCCUGCGCGCGAGCGCGCGCCCGCGAGCACAGAGACGCGCGCGCGUGCCGCCGUGAUUUAUGCGACAGAUCCCGCGCGUGAUCAACCUGGAUGUAUUAACGCAAGGGCUAAGGUACAGCAUAUCAGGACUCAUGAACCUCGCGGCCAACCAGACGUCCGACACGACGUCCGACGCGCAGAGCAACGGUCCCUACUUCGUCAACUUCAAUCAGGACUGCACGUCCUUGGCGGUGGGCUCGAAGUCGGGUUACAAACUUUAUUCUAUCAGCUCCACCGGACACCUCGAGAAAAUAUACGAAAAUGAUGAUACAGACUUUGAGGACAUAUGCAUCGUCGAGCGAUUGUUCAGCAGCAGUUUGGUGGCCAUCGUUAGUCUAAAGUCCCCUCGUACGCUUACAGUGUGCCACUUCAGAAAAGGAACGGAAAUAUGUAAUUACAGUUACUCAAAUACAAUUUUGGCUGUGAAACUCAACAGAGCGAGAUUGGUGGUAUGUCUGGAAGAAUCGCUAUACAUACAUAACAUACGAGAUAUGAGAGUGUUGCAUACAAUUCGCGACACCCCUCCUAAUCUCACAGGUCUUUGUACACUUUCGCCAAAUAGCGAUAAUUGUUACGUAGCUUACCCGGGAUCGAACACGAUUGGGGAAGUCCAGAUAUUUGACGCGAACCAUCUUCAAGCCAAAACAAUGAUACCUGCACACGACAGCCCAUUGGCAGCGAUCGCCUUCAGCUCGACUGGCACAAAAGUGGCGACAGCCUCUGAAAAGGGCACCGUGAUUAGAGUCUUUGACGUCCACGAGGGUACAAAGUUAUUCGAAUUUCGACGCGGAGUUAAGAGAUGCGUCACGAUAAACAGUCUGUCUUUCAGCAUGGACUCCAUGUGGCUCUGUUGUUCCAGUAACACGGAAACUGUGCAUAUAUUUAAACUGGAGGAACCAAAGGAAACGCCAAACAAACAACCUGCGGACGAGGCACAAAGCUGGAUGGGAUUUUUGACGAAGGCUGUGACAGCGUCGGCUACAUACUUGCCGUCGCAAGUGACUGACGUUUUUACUCAAGGACGCGCUUUCGCUAGCGUCCACCUACCGUUCCAAGGUUUAAAAAAUGUCUGUGCCAUCACUGUAACACAUAAAGUACCAAAACUGUUAGUAGCUAGCGCCGAUGGUUACUUAUACGUCUAUUCCGUGGAUCCGACAGAGAGUGGGUGUUGCACUCUUAUAAAACAGCACAGAUUAGACGAUAAAGAGCGGGAUGAAUCGGAUUGCGGCGGUUCGGGUUCAGGGGCAGCGGCUACAGCAAAUAAUACAAAUACAGCCUGCAUAAAUAGCUACGCGGGUGUGUUGCGUGGCCGCUCGCCAGACUCCAUGUCAGGUACUGAAUCAGAGAAGUAUCAAGAGAUGAUAGCGGCGACAGAAAGCCCACCGAAAGGCGGCGGGCCGUUUCGUCUGGACGAUGAUACCGAGUUCCCACCUGUCACGCAAAGGACAGACUGAGCGCAGCACACACACAAUUAAGGCAUAUCAAAAGCUCAAGCCGAACGGAAAUGAGAAGAGCCGUGCAAGAGCAACGAAGGCAAACGGGGCACAGAGUGCAUAGGGCGUCCAGUAUUUACAGACGGCCGUAUAUCCAGUACUCCGAGUUCAAUAGAACCAAAAACGAAAAAAAAAAAAGAUCUGUAGUCGGUAUCGCCGAGAUUGUCGCGUACGCGUUGGAGAUCUAAAGGAAAUGCGCACGCUAAUCCUUAGAGAGGUCGGUUUUUAUAUGAUAUAAUCCAUGCGUACAACGGAAAGAAACACUUGUGGGCAACACUCUCGGUCAUAUUACCGAGCUUGCGGAUUUUCUCAAGCAGAAUUUCUUUUAACGUUAGUUAAGUAGACAUUGCAUUUGCAAAAGGAAGGAAUACAAUAUCGCGCGGGGAAUAUAGUAAUCCAAUGAUAACGAUUUUGUGUGAAUCGUUUACCGCAGGAAUUGUGCAAUGCGAUAUCUCUUACGAACACAGAAUGUUAUAAAGGCAUGAAGUAUCGUACUUCUACAUUCUAAUAUUUCUGUGUUUUAUAUCAAGUACCUUAUACAGAAAACGUGCGUUUUUACUGUAGCCUAAGGUGUAGCCUCCAACAUUGGAAAUCACGGACCAGUGUAAUUAAAUCGUUUUAAUUUAACGAAUGCCAUAUUCUAAGCGAUUCAGAAAAGCGACUAUUAUUUGUUUGGAUUUUCACAUAUACGACAUAUAUUUUACAAAAAAAAAACAUUUUAGUUUUAAGAGCACAGAGAAGAAAUGAUAGGUUCGUGUGUGUUCGAUCUGCCUGGGAAAUUGGUGGAGUCAAGUAUGACCUGUUAGGAAACAAUGAAAUCAUUUUUAUAAAUAGGUGAUAAACGUGAAACCGAAAUUCUGAAAUUUCGUAUCCUCUGACUGAUGUAUUUUAAAUAAAUUCGCAUGUCAAGAAAUUAUGUCCAUUACAUGGUUACAUAAAUUAUACCUCAAAAUCGACAUGGAUAGAAUUGGAUUUAUGCCCCUUACCCCAUUGCGAAGACUAUACAAAACGGCCGACUGGAUUUUUGCUAUGUGCAAAGUACAUAAUUAAAUCUGCGACAUAGCUCACUUCUGUUACGUUGUACGUUUCAUUGGAUUGCUAUAUUUUUUUUAUGAUGAAAUCAGUCUUCUUUGUGUUCCACAAAGAAAGCUCAUCUUGGCGAGGUAAAGAUGUAAAGACAUAAACAUGUAUGACAAACUGUUGAACGAUGAGCUUCAGCUGUAAUUCUUGUAUAAAAUGUAAGAUCUUUUGAGACAUACGUUAGCUUCUUGUAGUACAAGAAUGUGAAACGUGAUUAGGUUGUAUAAUUUUGCCAAAAAUAUCAAUUUUAUUAUAUGAUACUUUGUUGGCAUUUAAAGUUUCAAAACUACUUCAGUUUUUACGUCCCAACUAUGAGACAAUGAAGAAACGACAAAUGGUGACAGAAACAAGAUGUAAGAUAUUUAAAAACGCGGAGGAAAAAAAAGGGAUUCAUUCCAACGUUCUUAAAAUCUGAAAUCAUUCUAUACACAUUAUCUCGUAUCGACAGAAUAAUUUUCAAAACUACGCGUACUGAAUUCUAAUUCAAUGAGAGUUUUCUAUUUGUUAUUAUAUAUCGGACCUCGUACUGUAUAUCUUAAAGCUUUAUAUCAGACAGAUUAUCAUGUAUAAUAUGUAAUCGAAUGUGCAAUAAGUCUCUUUGAGCGCUUUGUCGAAUCGAUUAUCGAAUGUUGUCAUGACACGUAAUUUGUAUAAAUAGCUAAUUAACAGUAGGAACAGAGAAUCUUCGAUACGAUUUACGUUUUCGUUUAGUAUCGAUUUCGUUAGCAGUCGUGCUUGAGUGCGAAUAAAAUCUCUCCAUUGAUCGGUGCCAAUUUAUCGGGAUAGAAAGACGACACUGGCGCUGGCGAAGAUAUUUCAUUGUUGUAUAAUUAAGUGAGGCACAGCUACGUUUCCUUUUUCAUUGAUUCUUCGUAGCGUAUUGUGUAAUUUAAUGGAUCUUAUAAUGUAUUUCGGAUUACAAUAGGAAGUUUCGUGUGAACCGAAGUAUUCGGCGCGAUCGCGAACAUGUCAGUAUCGUAGAUCCAUAAAUGUGUCAUGUCGUUACGGCGGUUUUAUACUAACGAGUUUUAUUUGGUAAAUAGUCUUACUUUUAUAAAGAUAAAUAAAAGCGUUAAAAUAACCAAUGUACAUACGAACGUGCUAAGGCUUAAGCUUUGAACGUCAUUGCGUAUGAAGUUUCUUAUUAACACACGUGAUUGUGCUGGUCUGCAAAUGAAAAAAAUGAAUAAAAAAAAAGACACUGCGAGUCUUUCCUUAUCUACAUCUAUUAGUUCGACGUCCCCAUUUUUAUUUGUAUUUAAUAAAACUGCUGACAAUUUUUUAUAAA
Vollenhovia emeryi is the source of this 4230-nucleotide messenger RNA. RefSeq names its product WD repeat domain phosphoinositide-interacting protein 2 (gene Atg18a). Gene Ontology annotation, biological process: protein lipidation; autophagy of mitochondrion; protein localization to phagophore assembly site. Lineage: Eukaryota; Metazoa; Arthropoda; Insecta; Hymenoptera; Formicidae. The record is from RefSeq and is a predicted model, not a curated record. Gene Ontology annotation, cellular component: extrinsic component of membrane; phagophore assembly site membrane; cytosol. The transcript has 11 exons. Gene Ontology annotation, molecular function: protein binding; phosphatidylinositol-3-phosphate binding; phosphatidylinositol-3,5-bisphosphate binding. The coding region runs from base 390 to 1823 and encodes 477 amino acids.